Procambarus clarkii (red swamp crayfish) is the source of this 5564-nucleotide messenger RNA. Lineage: Eukaryota; Metazoa; Arthropoda; Malacostraca; Decapoda; Cambaridae. The record is from RefSeq and is a predicted model, not a curated record.
UGCACAGCUCGGGCCGGCCAUGAUGAUUGAGUCAGACGUCUCCGAGCCUCCGUUCACUACGGAGUGUUGUGGGGAGCUGCUGUCAAGGCGGACUUUUCCUUGGGCACGUAGUCAACACAAACUCCUUGCAGACGUCACUGUCAGCUGAGAAUAUAAGAGCCCUCCAUGUCUGACUGUCAACAAGACCACCUCGUCACUGUGUCGGUGUGUCAGGACUGUCAGCAAGGACGUCACUGUUUCACUGGUCUGUCAGGACUCUCAGCAAGGACGUCACUGUUUCACUGGUCUGUCAGGACUCUCAGCAGGGCCACAAUGAGAUGUCUUAUUAGUGUCAGCAAUUUUGUUUAACUUGUUUAUUAUUAAACAAUUUUAUAUAUUUUAAGAGAAAAAUUAUCUAUAACGAAUAUUGAUAUAAUUACCUUCCACAAUAUAGUUGGUGCUGCCAGACAACGCGGCUCAAAGACAAGAUGAAUCCUUUAAAUCAAAAUAUUCUCACCCUCGCUGCUCUUGGGCGACCAUUCAGCCUUGGGAUGCUGUACGACUGUAGGACUGAUAACGUAAUCCCUGGUAUAACUCUCUGGGACCAAGCAAAACUCAAAGAAAAAGCCGUGCAAGAAAAUCAUACCUCAGACUUCAAAUUUAUUGCUUCUGAUUCUCUGGAAGACAAAGCUUUAGCUCUUGAUGUCAGUGCAAGUCUGAAGCUGAGCUUCCUCGGAGGUAUGAUAAAACUGUCUGGAUCUGGUAAAUACCUUGAGGAAAGGAAAUCUUCCAUGCACCAGGAAAGAGUCACUCUGCAGUACAAGUGCACCACCAAGUCUGAGCAGUUGACAAUGGAGCAGCUGGGUCAGGGUCAGGUGCAGCAUCCAUACGUGUUUGAUCAUGGAACUGCCACUCACGUCGUCACUGGAAUAGAAUACGGAGGACACGCUUUCUUUGUCUUUGACAGACAGAGUUCCUCCUCCUCAUAUAACAAGGAGGUUCAUGGAGAUCUUAAGGCUAUGAUAGAAAAAAUACCCUCUUUGCAGAUCGAUGGAGCAGGGCAAAUUGAUAUAACUGAAAAUGAGAGGAAGAAAGUAGAAAAUUUUAGUUGUAGAAUUGUUGGAGAUUUUCGGUUACGAGAAAACCCUAGCUCCUUUGAAGAUGCAGUUCGGAUCUAUAAAAAUAUACCGACUCUCUUAGGAGAGCAUGGACAAAAUGCUGUUCCAGUCAAAGUUUCAUUAUAUCCUCUCGCUCUUCUGGACAGUAAAGCGAGUAAAUUAGUUCGUGAAAUUAGUAUAAAUUUGACGAGGGGAACCGAACGAAUAAUUGAAGAUCUUCAUGAGUUAGAUAUGAGGUGCAAUGAUUUACGUAAUUCUUCUGCUGCAGAAAAAUUCCAUGCCAUCAAAUCGGAAAUAUCUGACUUUCAAUCAGAAAUCGAUACUUACAAGCGUGGAUUACAAGGACAACUGUCAGUGCUGCUCCCCAGCAUCAGAGGGGGCGGUGAAGAGGAAUACCACCUGGCAGAGCUUCUCAAGAAGAAAGAGGCGUCUCCAUUCAGUUGUCAUAAACUGAACGCUUGGGUUCAAGACAAAGAAAAGCUUGUUAAAGUUCUCGGUGAAUAUACGAAAGCUCUCUCGGAGAUUAAGUUUGCUUCACAACCUGGGGAUUUAGAGUCAAUGAUUAUGAGUCCAGAGAAUGACUGCAUUCUUUGUUUUAACAUUCUUCGGCCACACAGCAGUUCUCAUCUUUCUGAAAUGAAAAAAUAUAAUGGACAAGAAUUUGACCAUGAGAGUGACCAUACAGGUGUUGAAGAGCAUCUUAACAGCCUCCCAGGGAAAGAUGAUGAGGGGGAUCAAAUCUCCCCGAUGGAGUCAACCAUACUCUUCAGAAACUUCUUUAUCUCCAACAAAGAGCGAACAGGAACCGCCUUUGUAGUGGCACUGAAUUUGUCUGACACAUCGGAAUAUAAGGCUUUUAUACAAUGCUACACAAAAGGAGAACUCAUAAAUAGGAAUUAUAUACUUCCCUCUGCCCCAAGAAUGCUUCAAGCUGACAGUGAAGGAAUUACUCAUAACAGCAUAACCAUUAACUGGACAGUUCCAAAAUAUGGAGCAUCUAAUAUCCAAAAAUAUGAAAUACUUUGUCAAGAAGACAAUACUGACCAACCUAGGAAAUAUACGACAGAUCCUAACACACUCAACCUCACUAUUCCAAACCUUAAUGCAAACUGUGUUCACCGGGUGUGUGUCUGGAGCUGGUGUGAGGCAGGACCUGGUCCCAGUCACACAGACCUAGCAGUGUCCACCAGGCCGACCAGCCCUCCAGGGAAGCCUCAGGUAUGGCAAACGUCACCGACAACUGUAGAAUUACAGUGGACUCAACCAGAAUGUGUUGGUGCAGGAUGCAGCAUACAAAAUUACAUAAUCAAACAGCUCCAGGAAAGUUCAAACACAUGGGAUACAAUAGCAAGCACGAAGUCAGAUGAACUUGCCUAUUCAGCAAAAGUAGCAGAAAACGCUAUCCUGACGUUCAAGGUUGCUGCUUGUUGUGGUGCUGCAGGAUGCAGUGUGGACAGUGAUCCCAAUGAUCACGUUUCAAAGAAAACUGAUGACAAGAUUAUUGGAGCUGAUAACAAGAGUUUAGAACAUGAAAGCAGAAAAAAGCUGAAAGAAAAAUUGUGUGGUGUAUCAAAACUUGUGCAUAUGGGUGACCCUUGCAUUUACUUGCUUGAACCAAAAUUAGUUAUUUCUAAAGAUCAAGACUUGAUAAGAAAGUAUGAACUUGGCAAACCAAAAUAUGAUACUGAUGAAAAAGUUAUCUUACUUGUCGGAGCAACUGGCUCAGGCAAGACAACUUUGAUCAAUGGCCUCAUCAACUACAUCUUUGGUGUUAACUGGAAGGAUGCUUUCCGCUUCAGAUUAAUAUCUGAAGUGACUGACAGCAACCAAGCCAAGAGCCAGACUAAGCACAUCACCUCCUACACCAUUCACCAUCAAGAAGGCUUCAACUUUCCCCACACGCUGACCAUCAUUGACACUCCAGGGUUUGGCGACACCUCUGGAGUGAUGCGAGACAGGGAGAUCACCAGUCAAAUCCACAAGUUCUUUACCACUCAAGGUACCGAAGGCAUUGACCAUAUUGACGCAGUAGGCUUUGUAGCCCAGUCCUCACUCCCGCGGCUGACUCCAACACAGACUUAUAUUUUUGACCAAAUCCUCUCCUUGUUUGGUAAGGACAUUGCCGACAGCAUCUUUUUACUGCUAACUUUUGCUGACGGGCAACCACCACAAGUUCUCAGUGGAAUAAAAGAAUCUGGUAUACCAUACCGUAAACAUUUCAAGUUUAACAACUCUGCUUUAUAUGCCAACAACAUUCAACAUAAUGGCAACACUGCUCAUGAAGUUGACAGUGAUGAAGAAGGUAAUUUUGAUGAAAUGUUCUGGCAGAUGGGAGCCAAGAGCUUCGGUAUUUUUCUCAAUCAGUUAAAUAUAGUGAAGAGAAAAAGUCUCGUACUAACUCAAAAUGUCCUUAAUGAACGUGCUCAACUACAAAUUUACAUCUCAGGGAUACAGCUAGAAAUCCAGAAAGGCCUCAGCACUCUAGAAACAUUAAAAAAAGAAGCAGAAAUAGCGAAGACUCACCAAGCUGACAUAGAUAAAAACAAAAACUUUACUUAUACAGUGGAUGAGGAAGAAUAUAAACCGGUUCAAAUUCCACCUGGCACAUAUAUAACUAAUUGCCAACAGUGUAACCGUACAUGUCAUGAAAUUUGCAUGAUUGUUGAUGAUGACAAGAAAUAUAAUUGCUUGGCAAUAACUAAUGAUCACUGUACCGUUUGUCCUCAUAAGUGUCACUGGACAGUGCACAAGAAUUUUCCUUUCAAGUAUGUUCUUCAUGUCGUGAAGAAGACAAAGACUGCAAAUGAAUUACGUGAGCGCUAUGAAAAAGCUAAACAGAAGAAACUCUCUGCCGAAAAUCUUAUUUUAGAAAUUCAUGAUGAAUUUAAGGCGGUACAGCUGAGAGUUUUGGGAAUGACCGAGUCUGUGAGGAAGUCUCUAGAGCGCUUGCAGGAAAUAGCUCUCAAGCCAAACCCUCUGUCAACAUUGGAAUACAUUGACAUCCUGAUUGAUUCUGAGACAUCACAGGCACAUCCAGGCUGGAAGGCGAGGGUUGAGCAGCUGAGAAUGGUCAGAAAAGAAGCAGAAUACAUGAAGAGGAUUGCUGAUCAAGGAUUUGACCCGUUUGAGGAAUAUAUAAAAAAGAUAAACAUAGAAAAGAUCUCAAACCCAAAGGGUAUAUGGGCAGCUGCAGGACAAUACAUACGUAACAUCUUCAAGUGAUAUAUUAUUAUGUUGAAAUCUUCUCAAAGAACAUGCAAAGGACAUAUUUUAUUCUGUAAAAUUGUGUUGGUGCCCUGAUUCAUCGGUGUUCCCAGCUGUCAGUGCCCACCUAUUGAUGCCUUUGGUGCUUCUAGCUCUCAAUGCGCAGUUGGUGAUGUCCCAACCAUCAGUGCAUCCAGCUAUCCAUACCCAGCCGUAGGUGUUCUGCAGUCAUUGCUGUUCCUUAUAAAUCUGGAUCCUAGUCAUCAAUGCCCCCAUCUAUUCGUGCCCCAAACGGUUGGUGCCAUCAGCAGUAAGUGCCCAAACCAUCACUGCCCCAACUAUUGGAGCUUCUAGCCGUCAGUAUCCAAACAUUUGCUCCGUUGUCUGUUCUUUGGGAUGAUUUGUUUAAUAUAAUUAUAUUUAAAAGAAAAUAUAUAUUGCAAAUUUUGAUUUGUAAUUCAUACAUACAAUGCCAGAAACAAGCAUAGUUUUCAGGCAUCAUAAAUUGUUUAAUGUUAACAAUUUUAAGCUUAGUGGUAGUAUAAGUUACAAUUUUCUGGGUACGGAUGGAAGUGCUCACCAUCACACAGCCUCACUCCUCUACUACACAACCCAUCACCGCCAGGAAUCCUUCGUUGGUAGGUCAGUCAUGCAAAAUAUAAGUGAUCUGUGUGUGUGGAACUUGUAAUACAUAUGUAUCUUUGGAAAAACAAUAUUAUGAUAGGAUAUUAAAGGAACGUUAGUAAGUAAAUAGAAAUUGCUAAGCAUUAAAACUUAGAGAGACCCAUGGUUGCUCGAGGCAAGGUACUUUAUUUCAUAAUGUAAUUUGUAACUUAAAUAGGCAGUUUAGAAAUUAUAGUUCACCAAGGUUACAAUUUUGUCAGUUUAGAAAUUAUAGGCCUACAUAUUAAAUAAAUCAUAGCAAAUCAAAUUUAGAAGCCUAAGUCCUAUUUUUUGUGUUGCCUUCCAAUCUCCGGCCAUCAUGGAAUGUUUUAAAAUAAAAAAUAAAGAAGCAAAACAUCUUACCUAUCCUAACCAAGGCAAAUACAUGCAUUGAACACAGAUAAACUGUGUUAUAUCUAAAUGUUGCAAUGAUUAACUAAUCAUUUCCUUUCUUGAAAAAUGCUGUUAAGCUUUUAAUAGGCUUCUAUGAACACAUUGUUUUACAGAACGUUUGCAAAAGUAUGUAUUAGAUUAGAUAACAGUACUGAUUUUUGUAAUAUGAUUCAACACUGAGUAAUUUAAUAAAAAUUCAUUAAUUAC